AUGUCUCUCAAAACCUUGUUUGAGGUGGAGGCCGUUGGCGGCUCAGAGAUCGUAACAGUGGAACAGGAGCAGAUUCAGAAGAGGACAUUCACAAACUGGAUCAAUGCACAGCUCUCCAAGAGGAGCCAUCCAACUGUUGUCCAGGAUCUGUUCUCAGAUCUUCGAGAUGGGACUCGACUGCUUGACCUGCUGGAGGUGAUGAGUGGCCAACGCAUGAAGCGCGAGCGGGGUCAUGGUGUGUUUCAGCAGAGAGGCAACAUUGAGACUGCUUUGAACUUCUUGAAGAAUAAAUCGAUCAAGCUGGUGAACAUAAACAUCCCAGACAUCAUAGAGGGGAAACCUUCCAUCAUUCUGGGCCUGAUAUGGACCAUCAUUCUGCACUGUCACAUAGAGGAGCUAGCCAACACUCUCUCUUACGGAUCCCGUUCAUCCUCCCUGGAUUCUCUGUCCAGUCUAGAUUCUGUUCCUGGAUCUCCACGCAGUAGUCCUGUUCCUCGAGGAGCAUCACCGCUCCGCACCCGCUUCCGUCUGUCUGCUAAGAAGGCUUUGCUCCUGUGGGUUCGGGACCAGUGCCAGAAAGUUGGUUGCUCAGCCAGUGUGAGGGACUUUAAGUCCAGCUGGAGGAGUGGUGAGGUGUUUCUGGCCAUCCUCUGCUCUCUUAGACCUGAUCUGGUGGACCUCUCUCAAGUCCAGACCAGCAGCCACCGGGAAAACUUGGAGAGGGCAUUUCACCUCGCUGAGAAGGAGCUCAGAAUUCCCAGACUGCUCGAGCCAGAAGACAUUGAUGUCAGUAACCCUGAUGAGAAGUCUAUCAUGACAUACAUUGCUCAGUUCCUGCAGUACUCCAACGAUCUGCCCGUAGCUGAUGACGAUUUUAAGCUUCAAUCUCUACUCUUUCCCACAUGCCUUUCUCCUGUCAACCUCCCUACAUACUUCACUCCUGCUGUGCUGGCCUCCCCACUCCACCAGGCUUCACCCAGUCAGAAAGCCAGAGAGAUGAAAUGCUGGCUAGAGCGAGCCUAUCAGGAGUUAUUGGAGGCAUGGAAUUCCACAGAGGGGAAUGGAUAUGCAGAGAGGUAUCAGGCAUUUCAGAACUUUGUGGGGACUUAUUAUGACCAGCGAUGUCCAGUUAUUACAGUUCUCAGCGCAAUGAGACGCUGCGCUAAACCAAGUGAGGAGCAGAUGGCAUUGAGAAAAUCCUGGGACACCAUGGAGGAGAGGUUGCAAGAGUACAGAACAGAGCUUGAUGUUGGUUUGCCAGCCCCUCUGAACACACUGGGCCAGUGGCUCCAGCAUAUGGAAGCUGUGCUGUCUGAAGACAGCGGGAGCACAGAAGAUCAUGCACUUGCUGCCAGAGAUGCCAGACACAAGCAAGAACAGCUGAAGGUCUUGGUUGAGGACUUAAGCCAGCACUUGAACACCCUUCAUCACUACCGUAACACAGAUGAUGAUGGCUGUCUUCAAGUGCCAAUCGAGAAGCUGGAGGAGAUCAAGAGACGUUUUACCAGUGCCAGAGUGACAGCCAAGUACCACAGCAUCAAGCUACAAUACAGAGAGCAGAUGCACCAUGUUUAUGACCUGCUGGGACGUCUGAAGUCUAAGCUGAGCCUGUGGAGAGGACCUUACGGCUCCCAAGAGUCUGUGCACUCUCUGCAACAGGAUUGGCAUGACACUGUUGACAAGCAAGGCCUGGUGUGGAUGUUGAAGGAAGCACUUCAUAAGCUGAAGGACACAGCAGUCAGUUAUACCAACAAAGCAGCUCUGGCCGACGACUCGCCUGUGGUAAACGGGCAGGUAAAGGAGGCCGAUAGUGAGACGGGAGUCAGUACAGAAGCUGCAGAAGCAGCAAGAUCCACCAUGGAGCGUGUGCUGGCUGCAUGGGUGUCCUACAAAGACUGCCUGUAUCUAUUACAGGUCUGGCUGGGCCAGGAGGGACAAUCAGAGGCACACGGGCAGGAGCACAAGCAUUUUUCCUCCAACUUGAAUGAGUGGAGAUCACGUCAAGCCCAGCUGAAUGAGGCGGGAAACUUUCUCAUUGAUAUGAGUGAUGCCUCCACCAGCCACUCUCUGACUGAAGAGCUCCGCAAACUGAACAUACAGUGGGCUGACUUUAUAAAAAGGACCAAGUUUGCAGUGGCCCCUCCGCCCAUCGCUGCGGUCCUGGGUGUCCAAGCUGCUCAGUCUCUGAUGCAGGAAGCCAGCUGGGUGCUUGGAGAGACUGUGGAGGUGUCAUCUGGACCUCUACGCAUUUACAGAAAGAAACUCCAGGGCAUAAUUAAGAAGAUGUCAGCGUUCAAUUUGAACUCUUUGUCUCCAUCUCCAGACUGCAAAGAAGAAACUCUACAGAAACUCAGACAAACUCUUCCAGAGACAUUUGAGACUUUGACCCGGGUGGAUCAGGUGUGUGAGAGACUCCAAAAAGCAACACCUCUGCUCGAGGGCAGGCUGGCUGAGCUUGAAAACUGGAGCACAGAAGCCCAAGAGGUCUGCAACCACCUAAAAGAAAAGCAGCAUAGGGGCCACCGGGGGCCACAUCCCAGGGCUAAAGGACUGAUCUCCAGAGGUCUACAGUUGGAAGGACAGGUGGUGACAGAAGGUGAGGACCUGCAGGUGCUUGUGACAUCGGUGCAAAAGAACUCCUCCCUGCCUUACCUCAGAACAUCUGCAUUACAAGACCGACUGCAACGGACUGUCUCGCACUGUCAGGAGGUUACCGAGAUGCUCAGUUCUCAUGGAGUGAAGCGUGAAGGACAGCCUAAAGGUGCACAGCCCGCUUCCAAGGUUUUCGUAAAGGCAUAUUCUCAGCCUGAAUCCCAAAUUGGAACCAUUCAACACCAUCAGAAACAGACAUUCUCCAAAAGCAGCAUACUUUCUCCAGAGAGCCCAGUAGAACAUCAAAGCCAAGAACUCUAUUCUUCUCAGUUGGAAGCCACCAGUGGCGUACAGCCCCAGGUUCUCCAACAGAAUCUUGAUAAAUCUCCAAAAGACCAAAGAAAAGCUAUGUGCCAAGUACAACAUGCAGAGCUCAAACAGCCUUUGUUGUCAUCUGUUGUUGGCAGGAAGGUUGAAAUGAAACCCCAGACUGAAGUUCAACUGAUCUCUGUAGACUCUAGCCUAACCAGUAGCUUUGGACCAUCAGACCUUCAAGCUGCCUCAGUAAACUCAAGCCAAAUCAGUGGCUUUGGACCCUUAGACCCAUUGCAGGUUAUCUCUGUAGACCCAAACCAAACCAGUGACUUCAGACCAUCAGAGCUACAGGUUCUCUCAAGCCAAACCAGUGGAUUUAGGCCAUUAGACUCUAUCCAGGUUAUAUCUGUAGAUUCAGGCGAAACCAGGGACUUUGAAUCAUCAGACCUUCAGGUUAUCUCUGUAGACUCAAGCCAAACCAGUGGCAUUGAACAAUCAAACCCUCUGCAGUCUCUAUCUUCAACUAUGUCCAGCCAAAGCACAUUGCUUACAUCGGUUACCAUGACUCAACUAAAAAUGCCAGGCGAGCAGCAUCUUGGUUCACCACCAAAAUGGCAACCUCGAAUCUCCUUGGUGACCCCACACCAAAGACAAAAGGUUCUGGCCAAAAGUCACAGUUUUCCUCAGCCCCAUGAGCCAUCACAAACUCUGCCUGUAACUCUUGCAUCCUGCCCAAGCACUUUGCAUACACCGGUAACAGUGACCCAACAAAUGAUGCCAAUCAAGCAGCCACCAAAAUGGCAACCUCUGACCUCCCUGACGACCCUACACCAAAGACAAACGGUUCUAUCCAAAAGUCACAGCUUUCCACAGCCAUCAGAGGCUCCAGGUGUUCCCCAUGUCCCAGUACAGAAUGAGGUGUAUGCUAGAGCUCAGGCUUUGGCCAGGAGCAGGCUGGAUAAAGCCAAAAAGCACCUGCAUGAACAUAUACAAGAUGUCAUCACUGUUAUCAGUACCAGAGACAAAUCUAAAAAACAAGCCAAUAAAAAACAGGCGGUGUCAUGUAUUCUCAGGCCUGCAGUGUUGGAGACGUUUCUAGAAGCCGUGAAGGGAAUGGGGGAUUUCUGCUCUGAUGCCCAGCUCAGAGACAUGGACCUCCUCUCUCAGUCAGUCAGGGCCCAGUGGGAGGUAUGUGCCACAGCAGCUGAGCGUUCAGUGCAUCUGGAAGCCUUGAGAAGAAUUAAAGGUGUUCUUCUUAGCACCACCCAUCUGAGAACAGACACAAAGAAGUUGGAGACCGUUCAGUGCCGCACAGACUCCACAAGUGACUUGGCACCAUGCCAGGAUGGCAGGGGGGGAGCAGUCAAGGACUGUGUCCUGGUGAGAAAGACUGUACUGCUGGAUGACCUAAGCCUCGACCACUCACAGGCUGUUGUCCAGACCAACAUUGUGGAGAUAAAACAGAUACCAGAGAGGACCAUCAUCAACCCCUGUUCAGCACAGGAAGAGAAGGUUACCACAGAGGAAACUCAAAGCAGCUACAGUGCUGUUCAGUCAGUCUUCCAGCAGCAGCUGCUUAACAACAGUCAGCAGCUAGGAUCAGAGUUUCCCAUCAGCCCCGGCAGCAAUGCCAGUAUCUCUGCUGACUCACUGAGAAUUCAACUCCAGCACCUACUGGCUCUUAAGGACCAGACAGAGGCUCUUUGGCGUGAGUUUGAGCUUCAGUAUUCCCAGAGCUCUCAGCACAUGGAAGAUGGCUGUAAUAUGGAGCAGGAGAGAACUCCGCUUAUUCAACAGUGGAAGGAACAACAGAUGUGCUUUCAGGCCAGGGUGAAGUCCCUUGAAACUGCGGUAGAGCUGCUGGAGUCUGCGGACAAUCAGAUCAGACUGAUUUCUGAUCAUAUCAAACAGAUUAGUCAGAAACCUCUGAAUAUUGGAAACUUUGCCGUUGCUGAUCCCAAAAAUCUACAUGAAGAAAUAAAGCGUCUAGAUGAAAGUAUCGAGAAGGAGCUGUUUCUGCUUAAGAGUGACGGUUCAGUUAGUGAUGCUUCUCAUCUGAGUCCCAUUGAGCUCCAAGCUCAUCUUCCUCUGCAGCAAACGCUCCACGGCCGCACAAAAUGCUUGGACCAGCAAAGACAAUGUCUGAGAAAGAGUGAAUCAGCCCUGGUGGGCCUCGUGAACCUCCUAUCCCAUCUCCAGAAGGUGAAUGCCGAAUUCAAUGCAGCUCACAACGCAUCAAAUCACAGUUUAGUCUCUAUCCGGCAAAGCCUUCAGCAGGCCAGGGAUGAAUCGGUUCAGCUAGACCAACUGCUGGAUGAUGCUGGUAUGAGAAUAACUCUGGAUGAUAAACCAGGCAGCUGUCAUGAGAUGGUUUCAGCUCUGGCUCUGCGUGUUGAAGAGGUCGAGGCCAGACUGGCUGUAGGGCUGAAGCAGUCUGACAGAGGAGGGAAAGGAAGAGUGGAGGGAGAACAGAUGGACAGAGCGUUCGGUAGGAAGAGGAUGGGCCUGCAGGUCGCCCUGAGGGAGGUGCUGACGGCACUCGAAAAACAUGGGCUGAAGGAGCCCACACUUCCUGCACUACAGCACAGGUUACGCUUCCUGACAGACAUGGAGAGUAAACUGGUUGCACUAUGCUCAGAGAUUCAGGAUCUGACAAAUACUUGUGCACAGACAAGCACCUCAGACACAGGCAUCAGCGAGCUGCAGAUGCAAUUGGAAAACGCACACAGAGCAGUCACAGAGAGUCGUGAACAGUGUGUCUCUCUGACUGAACUACUGAAGAAGUUUCAGAGCUGCCGAAAUCGCUUGGGCAGCACUUUGCAGAAAGCAGAGCAGACUAUUGGUGAUCAGGCCUCCUAUAUGGGCAAAGACAACCUGCAGCUCUUGAUCAGUAAGGUGACCAGUUUAAAGUCAGAUCUCAGCGGUCUUGGUGACGGGGUGGAGGAGUUCAGAGCUGUGUGUCGGCAGCUGCAGUCUCUGAUGAGAAGGAUCCCAGACUGUGCUGACACUCCAUUUGAGAGUGAGGCUGAUUCCCUCAUGGACCGCUGGCUUGAUGUGACUGAGAAGACAGACUGUCAUCUGGACAACCUUCAAGCUGGCUUUUCUCUUUGGGAAAAACUCCUACUGUUGGCUGGAGAAGUGGAGGGCUGGAGCGCCCAAAAGCUGAUGACACUUGCUCAGUCAAACCCCUUUCAGACAGAGCAGGACGUGUCUGUCAUGGAGGAUGAGCUCAGGAUUCAAGAGGAAAACAUUGAACAUUUCCAUCGCAGAUCAUCAGAGAUCCAGGAGCUGCUGCAGAGUUGUGAGUUCCCACUGGAGCUACAGGUGAUUGAGAGCCAGCUGAGGAAGAAGAUGGCAGCGGUGAAGGAGCUCUUUUCUGAGGCCAGUGAUGUUUUCAGACAGCUGGAAGCUGCCAAAGGGAAGGUGGCGUCUGAUAUUGCAGAUCACCUGUCCUCCAUUCAAACUAUCACAAAUGCACUGACCUCACUGACCACAUCUGAAAGCCCACAGGUCCUCAACACCGUCCAGGGCUUAUCGGAGAAGCUGCAAGCAGAGGCAGAGCAGGUUGAUGCAUUACUGCAGCAGAUAAAUCUUCUGGCCAGCAUUGCAGGUCUAGAAAACCUGCGGGCGCUGGCUGAAGAUGGAGCUCAACUUCAAGAAAGCAUCUGCGUGGCUAGAGGGCUGGUCACAGAGAAGAGAGAGCAAGCGAUGAACCCCAACAGACCUGAAAAUCCUCAGAUGGUCCGAGAUCCCAAGCACAUCAAGCCGUGGAUAAAAAAAACAGAAGAUACUGCGCCUGAGAUGCAGUGUGAAUCUAAUGGUAAAACAGAGGAACAGUCACAUGGAGGCCAGACACAAGAGCAGGCCUGCAUCUGGGCCAGUGAACUGCAUCUGAAGGCCGAUUUUCAGGUUUCUGAGGAUGAGAACAGACAGAUCACACUUGAAGAGAAACUCACAGCUGUGCAGGAUGUGUGUGUUGGUCUUGGUGAGAGUAUGAAUGAGGAGCCGAGGUGUGCAAUGUUAAUACAACAGAGCCACGAGAGUCUGGACUCUCUACAGGGCCGGAUAGAGGGCAGUUCUCAUGACUUAAAUGCUUUAAAGGCUCCAGAACAAGUGGAAGGAAAUCUACUAGAGGUUGAGAAACUGUCUGAGGUCCUGCAGACAAGCUGUACUCCAGAGGGUCAGACUGCUCUCUCCCAAGAUGUUUGGACGCUGUUUGGAAAGACUCCAGCCCUGAGGAAGAUCUUGGAAGAGGAGAGGACUCAGGAAGGGAACUCUGAUCCAGUUCAAAGUUCCAUUCAGUGCAUCAAGGCUCAGCAGCCUGGAGUAUCCACAGAGGAGCUCCAGUCAGUUCAGGUUGCCGCUGACAGUGAAGUGGAUGACAAAGAUCGUAUGAAUGUAAAAUUCUUGCCCACAAAGGAAAUAAGUAAAACAGAAGAUAUAUCACCUUGCUCAGAACAACAAGCAACCAAAGAUUUUGAGAACCUUCCAUCAGGACACGACACAAAUAAGCAGCAGUCCAUGUCUGGAUCUAAAGAGAGGGAUGAAACUGGAUCUGUAUUAAGAGAAGAUGACCGCAAAUUCACUCAUGGCUCAUCCUGUGAAUCAUUAAAGCCUGUCUUUACCAUAGUGCUGGACUCUGAUCUUACCAAAUCCAACCAGAUCCCACUGACACAACCUGUCCCAGCUUCUUCAACUAAAUGGGAUACUGUUUCAGUUGUUCAUGAUGGGACUGCAGAGACAUCAGAGGAUGGCUUGAAAUUCUUGGAAGUCAAACCAAAUAUUGAUGUAGCUGUAGAUGAAGAACAUGCUGUAAUAAGCUCUUCUGAUGAACCUGUACAUUUAUAUGCUGAUCUUUCAACAUCAGAAGUGCAGUUUAAAGAAAACAGCCACACCGACAACACUGAACCCACUCAUUCUGCUCUAGACCUUGAUUUCAGACCUAAACCAGAGAAGGACUCAUCUACUCAAGCAUUUGACCCAAUGCUUUUUUACCCAGAGAAGUAUCAAGCAAGCUCUGGAACGGCUAAGAAAGUAUUUACCAUCAUCCUGGAUGUUGAUACUCCUACAUUAUCAUCAGACGGGUAUCAAUUACUGCAAGAGACACAAUGUACAGGUCCUGAUGACUCAACCACAGAUGAAUUCUCCCAUUCAGAUGUAAAAAAUCAACAGAAGAACUCCUUUGGUACUGAGAAACAUGAAGGCAGAACGGCUGAACUAGGUCUUUCAGAAAAGUUCAAUGUGAAAUCAAGUAGCUCUGAAAUGCAGCCAGGACAGAAGGAAGCUCCGCUUAUCCAACCCCAAACCCCUGAGAUCAUAGAGAUUGACGUUCAAAAAGAUGAAAAAGAGAAGCAACAUGAAGUCACUGAUGCAGAAGCAUCAAGCCAAAUGGAUGUCCACACUGGAGAAGGCAGUGAGUCAGGGUCUGUAGUUCACCAGCAGGAUGUCCCAAUGUUGGAGAGUCAUGAUGAGGAUGACAACAACACCUUUGAAGAGCCUUCAAAUGAAGCAAACACACUUCAAAAGCCUCCAAAAGUUGCUAAAGGUAGGAAGAAGAAGAGAAAACCAGUUGGUGCAGAAAAAGCAAACAGUAUCCGUAAUAAAAAGCUGAACACAUGUAAAUCUGAACAUAAGAACACAACUCACUCAGAAAGCCUUCAAACUUCAGAGGUCAGGCUGUCGGAUGCCACCGAUACUGCCUGUGUCAGUACAAAGACUGUGUCUUCAGACUUCAGUCAACCAAACACUGCAAAGCCAUUGAGUACAGAAAACAAACUAACAGUGGACACUGUGCAGAAAGAGACCUUGAAUCAAACUGAGGAUGGACAUUUUGAAAACAUUAGCAUCUCACUUGCCGGAGAUGCCCAUAUUAAUACCACAGAUAUGGUUUUAGCAGCAGUGGAGUCUGUACAGUCAACACAUACAGAGGACUCAGAACUAGCGCCAGAAGAUUCUUCAUCUGAUAGUAUAACACAAUUUUCUACCACAGUCCCAUCAGAGUUACAACUCGGCCAUACUGAAGCUCAGAGGACAGAGGAUUCAGAUGGCAGUUUCCAUUUGCAGUAUGAAGAAAUGCACAGAGCAAAUUCAGAUUCAUCUGCCGGGAACAAAACGUCCCAAAACAGAGGAUCAGGAGCAGACGGUGAGGAUCAAACGAGGCAUGCGGAGCAGCCUACUGGGACACAUGUGUGGGCCACUUUACUGAACACCAUCACUAAUGUUCAGCCCCUUCUGAUCACCAGUCACGGUACUGAGGAAUCUAGACCAAGGAAAGAUUCCUGGCUUCAGAACUCGUCACUCUUAGAGUCUGACAGCGGUCUGGCAUGGACUGUCCUGUGGGUUUUGAGAUGUCGUUACAGACCUGCCCAACUUAGCAUUGUACAUAUGGCUCGUCAGCUGGAAGAAAUUGAGAUCUGCCGGCAAUAUGUCCUGGAGCAGGUGUCUAGACUGCCUCAAUGUGAAUCUAGUGCAGGACGCUCCACAGAGCUUGAGAUGAGCAUAGAGGACAGAUGGAACAGAGUACUGCUGGAUACCUCAACCAUGGUGGAGUUCAAAAAGGCACAGCUCCAGCAGGCCACACAGUACCACCAGCAAAAACGGGUUCUCACGGAUACUCUACAUAACCUGGAGGCUGAGCUCAACACAAUGACACCGGAUUGCAUUGACAGCAGCACCUUGCAAGUGGAGAAGCUGAAUGCAUUCCUGAAGAACAUGCAGAAGAAGAGAGGCAUACUAGAGGAACUCCUACAGACAUGCUCUCAGAUUUCAGCCCAUCUGGAUGAGGCAGAGGGACCUGUGGCCUGCAUUGAACCUUUCAGGACUUUACAGGAGAGAUGGCAAACUAUAGAGCGGGUUGCCUCCAGCAGUCUGUGGUGUGCUAACAUCUGCACAGCAGAAGUAUCUGCACUCCUGCAAGAAGCCAGAGAUCUGCACCAUGAACUGGAGCUUCUGGAGAAGUCAGUUUCUCUUCCGCAUCCCUCUCGAGGACAGAUGGACUGCCGAAGUGAGCUACAAGAAACUGUCAGAUCUGCAAACCUGACAGCAUUAGCGGAGCUCUACGUGUACCUUCUUGAGGUCUCUCAGGCUCUUUCCUCAAGUCCGCUGGGAAAAAAAGAGCUCAGAGAUGUGGAGGACGCAAUGCAGGGCCUGAAUUCUCAGCUUGCUCUGACUCAGGAGACGCUCAGCUCUCAGACUUCGAAUGGCAAUGGCUGUUCACCGAUCACGAGGAUUAUCAGGGACUACGUUACAUGGGCUAAACAUUCGGAAAGCAAAGUCAGCAGGAGAAGGAGGUUGGCUCUGUUUCCUGAAGAGGCGAGUCACCAGGUCAGCCACAUGAAGAAACUGCAGUCUGAAAUAUCUCUUAAGAAGUUUCAGUUGGCCUCUGUAUUGAAAGAGCUAAGAGAGGAAGUUACAGGACUUGACAAGGAGGAUUCCAUGUCUCCCACCCUUGCUUCCCUAGAGGAUUUGUAUGUUAAGAUUACAGAGAAGACCGAAUGUGCUGUUGCAGAAAUGAACAGAAUGUUUCAUAUAAGAGAGAGACUGUGGAAACAGAUCACUGACAGCAGCUCUUGGUUAACCUCAGUAUUAGAAAAAGAGUCUGGUAAAACAGUGGCUUCUGAACCUAAAACUACUAUCCCAGAAUUGAGGGUUCAGCUUCAGGUAUGCACAGAGGCUUUGAAGGAAGCUGAGAGACAAGCAAAUAACUUGGAGACUCUGUUAGAUGAAGUAAAAAGUGUGAAUCACGGUCUGAGUGUACUCGAAAGCUUUCAGCUUAUCAAUAGGCUAACAGCCUUACAAGAAGAGGUCUCUAGGGUUGUGAACCGUAAGUGGGCCUUGCACUGGGUGCUUGAAGAACUCCUUCAUGCUCAGGAAUCUUCUGCUGAGGAACAGAACGUUAUUCUGAAGAGCUUGAGACAGAUGAGUGCUGAUGUCAUGAGGCAGAAGUAUCCCGUAACAAGGGACUCGCUCUUGGCUCUUGAACCUGUUCAGCACAUUCUGAUGGAGCUCCUGUGCAAGGUGCCGGAAAUUCCACACUGCCCAGAUUCUCGGAGAAAAGAGAUGCUCAACGCUGUACUAGACCUACAGAGGAGAAUGCAUCUGCUGGAGUUGCAAGCCAAAGAGCAUGAGGAGUGCCUCAUUUUAAGGCAGCACAUAGAGAACUCCAGAGAGGUGGUGAAGAAGAGCUUGUCGCAGAUUGUAGACUCGAGUGUAGGAGCUGACAUAAGGCUCGGCUUUUGUCAGGCUGUCCUGGUGGAGCUACCUCUGGUGAGAAUGACAUGUCAAGAGGCCGCUGACCACCUUGAGGCCAUUUCGAAAGAUCUCUAUCCAUCCCAGCUGACAGCAGAAAGGCAAAAAAUCAGUUUGGUCAUUGAGCAGCUCGCCUCUUGGGAGCUCACAGUAAAAAAUGAGGCUAAAACCCUUGAGUGCUUUCUUGCGAAGCGACUUGGGAGUCCUACAGACCUCAGUCCAUUCACUGAGCUCUUCAACAGUGUCAGGCAGCAGCUGAAGGAGAGCAUCUGCUUGGAGCCAGAUAAUGAGACCAUUGAUGCAGAGCUACGAAAGCACUGGAUGCGAAUCCAGACCGUUGAGUCUGUUCUACGAAUGCUAGAGCACUGCAGGAAAGCAGUAGAUGCUGAAAGCUACCAGACGACCACUGGUCUUGGCCAGAAAACUCUUAAUGAUUGCGGUAUGCAUAUGGACAAGCUGCUCCAAGCUCGGGAGGCACUGAAGCAUUACCACUGGGCUGUUCAGAGUGCAGAGAGCUUCUUUCAGCAGAUUGGAUCCAAUCUAAUGAUCCCCUCUGAUGGCUUCAAAGGCUACAAAGAGCAGCAUCGCUAUAUUCAACAGAUUUUCAGCACUCUGGUUGAGGGUUUCCAGGCCCGCUUGUCUGAAGUUGGUGCUUCUGUUCCCCAGCAGACAUGCCUCUCCAUCCCUCUAACCGAGCAGCUUCAUAUUGAGGUUUUGAGUCACCUUAUAGUACAAGAUGCCAAAUUAGAAUCUCAGGCUCAGCUCAGACUUGAGGCCUUACAGAGGUCCAUGAAAGACCAAAUUGUUCACAUGAGUCACCAUGAAGAAAUGAGCCAACUUCUCAAAAAUGUUGAUUCUCGAAUCUCUAGUCAAUGCUUAAGUCAAAAACCGACUGAUUCCGAAGCCUGCCAAGAUCAACAGCGGAAAGUAAAGUUGCUCCAGACAGAGCUAAAGAACCUCGCUAAAAGGCUGGAGGAAUUGAGGGAAAGUUGCCCAGGUCUACGCUGCAAAGCACCUGUGGAUCUGAUGCUGGGACAGCUGUGGAGGUCUUGGGCAGUGCUGCAGUGGAGAUUAGAAUCACUCAAAGCCAGCACAUCUUAUAAAGAAGCAGAGUGGAGAGACUUUGUGAUACGUCUGAAUAAAUCAAAGGAAGGUCUUGACAGACUGCAGAAUGAUCUUCCAGACUCCACUAUGGUGGCGGGAUCCCUGGUGGAUCUUCAGGUUGUUCUGAGCCUCACUGAGCGCCUUCAAGAUGGGAUUGAGCAGGAGCAUCACACUUUGGCAUCUCUACAACACCAUGUGGCACGAUUGCUUGGGGUCUCAAAUUUGCAGCAGCUGAAAGUGUGCCCUCAAAUCUGCCAGGACUUGCAGUCUUUACAGGGUCACUGCAGAAGCCUCAGAGAUCAGAGCAAUAACAUCCGUCGGGAGGUGCUUUUUGAGAUCCAGGAGUUGGGUCGUGUGCAGGAGGAGUUGAGUGCCAUUCAGCAGAAUGUUCUCUCUCUUUUGGCGGUUUUAGAGUCAGAGUCAGCUGCUCAACACUUACAGGAAGUCAAAAUGGAAUUGGUUUCACAGAAGGCUCGACUGCAGGAUGUCAUGGACAGAGUGCAGAAGAAAUGGAGCUGUGUACCCUCAGAGAUUCAAAUCUUACAGAAUGAGCUCGACGUCUCCAUGCAGGAGGCUAAGGACAAAUUGGGCAUGGUCAUGGAGAGAAGUGGUCCUCUCCGUAAAAUGGGUGAGCUGAUUGGAGAGGUGACCGUAGGCUUGAAUUGUGUGCAGGCCCUGCUAAAAAAAACAAGUCCUAAUUUUUCUGAGGCCGAACGUACACAAAAGCGUAUAUGGGAUGAGCUGGACCAGUGGCACACGCGGAUAGCUGAGCUGGAGGCUGAGGUGCAGGAUCUGGCUGAGCAAAAGCCUGAGAGAGAACACGUCCUAAUGGACCAGCUCACGGAGCCUCUGCAGCUCUACCAGACCACAGCAAAACAGGCCGAGCAAAGGACCGCCCUCCUCAGCAAAAUCCCUGCCUGUCUGCAGGACUAUGAGGGUUUACUCAAUAGCUCCAACUGCUGGUUGAGAGAGGCUCAGUCCUGGCUGGUCGCUCCCAGAACCUACACCACUGCGAAAUGCAUCCACUGCCACGCCAACUCCCUCAAGAUGAUGCUGGAUGACUCAGAGGGAUACAGGGCAGCUCUGGAGGCCUUCCUGCCUGCCCUGCAGGAGAUCACUCUGGUGUGUGACACCAGCCCUCAACAACAACUUCUCCAACUGUGUAUACAAAACAUCACACUCAUACAGCAAAGCGUUCUGGAGCCUCUCUCCCACCUUCAGCACCUAGCAGCUGAGAUGGACGCCAUUGAAGCAGAGGUAAAGACAAUGGAGAAAAAUAUAACUAAGAUUAGAACAAUUCUUUCGGCCACUGACACAGAGAACAUUUUUCCUGAGGAACAUCUUGAGAACAUACAGGUCAUUCUGGAUAAUGUCCAGUCAAUGAAGAGGACCAUUGAUGAGAUUGAGAGCUGCAGGCCAGGCCUGGGGCUUCCUGCUGGGGCAGAGCAGACUCUCACAGUCUUCCAUCGGGCCCAAGAGCUCCUGCAGCCAAUCCAGGAGCUACAGCAGCUCAGUGUGGAGCGGAACACCGCGUUAAUGGCCUCUAUUGGGCAACCAGCUGAAAUGAUUCUCCCUUCAGACCAAACCACAAAAUUCACGAUGCCUCAUCUUUACACUGGAGAUGUGAGGCAGGUGUCCAUGGAAGCCCCUUACACUGAGGAGGAAGAUGAAGACAAUCAGUCUUCAUCCUCAGGAACUCUCACAAGCAGUAUUCCAGAGGACCCAGAUGAGACAAUAGAGGAGGAAGAUAUUAAGACAGGCGCUGCCUCUGCUGUAACAGAGUGUGUCACUAAGGAAUCAUCUCCUGAAGAAGUAGUUGAUUUUCCUGCAAUUAAGCAUGUAAUACAGGACACUGACACAGGAAGUUGUUUACUGGAGCCUUCUGGCUUCUCUGAAAUGCAUGGCAUAGACAGCAGACCAGUUACUGAAGAUACAAUUUCCCUACCUGCACUAACAUCCCAACACUUAAAAGAAUUUACAAAUGAUAGUUGUCUGAAGCCUGACAGUGCAAAUAUAGCUAAGGAAAAGCAAAACGAGUGCACAGAAACCAAGCUGACUGAAGCAGUACCAGCAAAGCCAGGAAUAUGCUCAGAAAUCACCAUGUUAAAAGUAAGAGAUGCCAGUGAAUUGAUUGAAGAGUCUGAAUCUGUAGAUCAGAAUGAAGUAACUGUAAACACAGAAACAGGUACACGUGAUCAAGUGAAAACAACAGCUGCAAAGCCACCCAACACAGAGGCAGUAAAUGUUACUGAUGGUGACCAGACCCAGACAGAUACUAAACCCAUAGACGCCGCAGCUCCUCUUUUGCUCUCCUCCCAGCUUAUAGAAUGUGUGCCACAGGAAGAUACACUGGAAAUACAGAGAGAUCUGAUUGAGGCCAUCAUUCACGAGAGCAGCAGCCAGUCUCAAGAACACACAUUUCAGCACACAGCAACUCUCAGCGAUCUGUCACAGUCUGAAGGAGGAGGUGAAGAUCAAGAGAGUUUAGUCCAGCUUCUCACCUCAUUGAAGGAAACUUCGGAGACCCUUGGAUCAUGUCAGGAUAUCAGCUCUUUCGAGACGAGACAGCAUCUGUCAGAGAUUCCGGUGUCUGCGUUGAAUGCCAGUGAAUCACAGAUGGGAGACUCAGACAAACUCCUCAAGGACCUUUCAAGCAUCAAGAGUCUGCAAAGCGACACAUGGACUUUGGCACUUGAGCGGCGGAGAUCAGUGGGACAGAAUAAUGUUGAUCUCCAGAGAUGUUCUGAAGCUCUUCUGAACUGUCUGCGGGGUCUCCAGGAGCUGGGCUUUGAGCGGCUGCUGCGCAGUCAGGAUGCACAGCCACAAAACUACAGUCAGCUGCACAGUCUGCUCACAGAACACAAGAAAUGCUUCCAAGAUUUGGGGCAGAACCUUGUAAUGGUGAAGCUGCAAUACCAUAAGCUGCCAGAGGGGCCACUGCAGGCCCAAGCAGAGGUGGCGCAUUUAAUAUCAGCUCUACAGGAUCAAGCACAAACUCAUGGUGUCCGAAUGCAGCACAGCUUAGAGGAGUGGUCUCGGUACGAGGAGGUCACUGAGAGACUGCGUAAGCAGUUGGAUGAGAUGGAGACAAACAUGUCCAGUCUGGAUUCAGAGCCAGAGGGAGACCUGCAGGGACAGCUGCAGUCCUAUGAGAGAUUGCAGAAGGUCCUGGAAGACACAAGGCCUCAGGUGUGGGAGAUCCAAGACCGACUCAGGAUCCUGCAGGAAAAGGGGUGUUGCCGUGAGCGGCCAGGCCAGCCUGUAUCAAAAUCACAACUGUUGAUACGCUGGAUGGAGCUUCAUAAUCGACUACAGCAGAAGAUACAAUCCACACAGAAGAUGAAAAAAAAUUAUGAGAGGUUCCAGUGUAACUCAACAGAACUAGAAGUGUGGAUAUGUCGUGCUCAAGAACAGGUUCAGAAGUGGAACAGUUUGUCUGAUUCUGAUCCACUGAAUUCCAGAACAAUCUUGACCCAGCUCACGGAGUUCUUCAAGGAGCUGGAGGUCCGUUCGGCACAGAAAGCUUCUGCAGAAUGUGCAGGCACACAGAUACUGCAGCUGACUGACAAUGAAGCUCCAGGUCUGCGCAGACGACUGGCUCAACUUGAGCAGGAAUGGAUGAACUUGACUAACGAGCUGCCCACCCUCAGCCAGACACAGCAACAACUGUUGACAAACCAGUCUCACAGUCAUAUCUUGGCCAACUUGACCUCCUGGCUCAAACAUGUAGAGAGACAACUGGAGGAUGAAAGCUCGGGGGUCCAUUGUGCCCUCGGUUCCUCUCAGCUGUCUAGACAUCUAAAGGCUUUGAAGGAUCUUAAGGCUGAAAUAACCAGUCAUCAGCCAUAUGUUGACAUUCUGAACUAUCAGUCUGUGGAGGGGACGGGAUCAGUGAAUGAACCCACCAAUCGCAAUGAGCACAUCCUGUUUGCUGAGCAGCUGGGAGCUCUCAAUCUGAGUUGGCUUAUUCUACAGGUCAAAAUUGACAGCAUGAUUCAUGAUAUUGAGGACCAAUGGCAGACCUGCACGGACAGAGAAAAGCGUUUGUACUGUAUGCACAGCUGGAUCUCUCAAUGUAUGGAAUGGGUGAAAAACAGCUGGCGACCAGAGAGCUGCUCACAGAUUGAGCAAAUGUUACAGGAGUGUGAGGAGACAGAGGAAAGGCUGCAGGUGAAGUCCUCUGAGCUGAAGGCUUUGGGAGCUCUUCACCUGUUCGGGCAGCAGGACGGUGAACAUCCUGGAGAUCAAGCAUUCUCCAAACAGGUGAAUUCAUCCAUCCAGGACUGCCAAGCUUUGAGUCAACAGAUAAAUGCUCUCAAGUCAGGUUUACAGCCAAUCAAAGAUGAAUGGACUCACUUUGAAUCUAAAAUGAGUGCAGCAGAACUGCAAACAACCGGGGUGCUCUACAAGCUGGAGCUCUGCAGAGCUCCUGUGUUCUCAUCUGAGCAGAGCCAAAGUCAUGUGGACCAUCUGCAAGAGCUUGAAGGGGAGCUGAACCGAUCAGAGACCUGGACCCAGUUAACGGAGUUGUUUUCUGACUUGAAAGACAAACUCAACCCUUAUGCGUCUGAACUUUUGUCUGAUCGUCUAGAGAAAGAGAGAACUCGACAUCAAGCAGUGACUGAAGAUGUGCAUGCAGAUUUACUGAAGGCCCAGAAUGCAUUGCGGCUUUGGCUGGAGUAUGAGCGUCUCACGGAAGAGUGCUGCGUUCAGCUAAAUCAGCACUGGGAGAGGCUUGGAGAGCUUAUGAGUUCUUCAGACAGAGGAGAAAACACUGUAGAGCUGCUCAACAGCAGGAUGCACGGCAUCAGUGCUCUGGAGAAAGACAUGCCGGCCUUGCAAAGCAGUGUGGGAAAAAUCCUGGAGGCCUCGAAGCUUCUCAUUGGGCAGAUGAAACCCCAGUCAGCCCCUCUAAUCAAAUCAGAAACAAGUUUGCUAUCACGUGACCAUGCAUAUCUUGGCAAGGCACUUUCUGACAUCGGGGCACAAGUUCAGGAGGAGCUGGAGGAGCACUGCAGUUUCAGCACUGAGAUAAAAUCAAUGGAGCAACAACUUAAAAACUUUGAGAACAUUAUGACCUCCUCUGCUACAAGCAUGGAUAGACUAAAGAUGGUUCUGUUAGAUCUGAGUGGGCUGAACCCUAACCUUGCUGCUCUGAAUCAAACGAGUUUCAGACUCUCCUUAAGCUCUACAGAGGAAGAGAGGUUACAGUCCCUCAACGCACAGUGGGUUCAGGUCUUCUCUCAGGCUUCAGACCGACACAGGAAGAUGUAUGGAGAGCUGCUGCAUGCUCAGAACUUCCAACAGAAGUGCCAGUGCUGGAUGGAGUUCCAGGACAAAAUCAAGGCUGGGUUAUCCAAUCAGACGUCUGGAAACUGUGCUGCUGUAAAAGAGCAGCUAGCUGCACAUCAGAAGCUGAAAGUGGAGGUCCUCCUCAGCCAGCAGCUGGAUGCCAUAAUCAGUGAGGGUUUGCGCUUCCUGGAGAGCAGUCAAAAUGAGGACAGGAGUCAUCUGAUUCUGAGAGUCACCCAGCUAAAGGCACAAUGGCAGGGGACACAGCAGAGGGUCCAGCAGCAUGGCAGAUGUUUGGAAGGGCUGAUGGGACAGUGGCAACUCUAUGAGGCCGGCUCAGGGAAACUUUCAAAGUUACUCAGACACAUCGAAGAACUUCUGCCCCUAGCAGGACUUGCGCCGUGCAGCUUACAGCAAGUCCAAUGCUCUAUAAAAGACUUUGAGUGGACAGAGGAGCAACUACAGCUUCAUGAAGAACUCUACAGGCAGACUGUGGAGGCAGGGGGACACAUCCUUCUACUAACAGAUGCGCAGACGCAGACACACCUGCAGACUGAACUGGAUGCUCUCAAAGAGAUGUGGGAGAGAAGCUGUGGCCUUGUGAGGAAAAGAAAGGCUCUUGCAGACACCAUAACUCAUAACUGGAAGCUCUGUGAAACUGGCCUGGCUGAUAGUGCUCUCAAACUGGAAAAGAUAAAAGCAAGACUGAAGAGUCCGUUGCCAGAGAAGCUAGAAGAUCUAAAGUCUCACAUGCAGCUCAUCAAGGAGGACGAGGACUCGCUGCAGAUUUGGGCUGGAGGACUGAAAGAGCUGACCACUAUGAAGGCAGACGUGUUCCAGUACGUGCUGCCCGCAGACACCGCGCUGCUCCAGGGACAGGUGGAAGAACUUCACAGCCAAUGGGAAGAACUGUGCUUGAAGGUGUCCCUUCGCAAACAGGAAAUAGCUGAUCGCCUGAAUGCCUGGAUCAUCUUCAAUGAUAAAAACAAGGAGCUCUGUGACUGGCUGACGCAGAUGGAGAAAAAAGUGGCACAUAGGGGCGAAAACCUUAGUAUUGAGGAAAUGGUGGAGAAACUUAAAAAGGACUGUAUGGAGGAGAUUAAUCUCUUCAGCGAGAACAAGAGCCACCUCAAGCAGCUGGGCGAGCAGCUCCUAUUGGCCAGCGACAAGGCUAAGGAGGCGGAGAUUCACCGGGCCUUGCGCGAUGUCAACGACCGCUGGCAGCACCUGUUCGACCAUAUUGAGGCCAGGGUGAAAAAGCUGACAGAAACCCUGGUGACAGUGCAGCAGUUGGAUAAGAACAUGAAUAACCUUCGCUCUUGGCUCACUCGCAUUGAAGCUGAGCUGGCCAAACCCAUUCACUACAGUAUCUGCCAUAGAGAUGAGAUCCAUAAGAGACUGGCUGAGCAACAGGACCUGCAGCGUGACAUCGAGCAGCACACUGAAAGGGUGACGUCUGUGCUCACCCUGUGUGAUGUGCUUCUGCACGAUGAGGAUGCCUGCAGCAGUGAUGGAGAGAAUGACUCCAUCCAGCAGACAACGCAGCGCUUGGACCAGCGCUGGAGAAAUAUCUGCUCAACGUCUCUGGAGAGGAGGCUGAGGAUUGAGGAGACGUGGCGACUGUGGUGUAAAUUUCAGGAGGAUUACUCUUCCUUCGAGGACUGGCUGAACGUGGCUGAGCGCUCUGCUGCUGAACCCAAUUCAUCAGACAUCGUGUACACUGACGCCAAAGAGGAACUUCAGAAAUAUGAGGUUUUCCAAAGGCAAGUGCAUGAGAGUCUGACCCAGCUGGAAAUUAUUAAUAACCAGUACAGACGACUAGCGCGGGAGAACCGGGCCGAUGCAGCCAGCAGACUCCGGGCCAUGGUGCAUCAGGGGAACCAGCGCUGGGACGCGCUCCAGAGGAGAGUGGCUGCAAUACUGCGCAGACUCCGGCAUUUCACAAGUCAGAGAGAAGAGUUUGAGGGAACCCGCGAGAGCCUCCUCGUCUGGCUGACUGAGAUAGACCUCCAGCUGACCAAUGUGGAGAACUUCUCAGAGAGCCAUCUCCAAGACAAGAUGAAACAGCUGAAGAGUUUUAAGAAAGAGAUCACUCUGAACACCAAUAAGAUUGAUGCUCUGAUCAUUUUUGGGGAGGGUCUGAUUCAGAGGAGCAGUCCUCAAGAUGCUGUUGUAAUAGAAGAUGAGUUAGAGGAACUGCACACGUACUGUCAAGAGGUGUUCGGCAGGGUGGCCCGAUUCCACCAGCGCCUCACCAGUCUCCGCCCGCUGGAUGUCAUUGAUGGUGAACAGUCCAGAGGGACACUGGCCACCCCCUCCUCCAGCCAGCCCUCCAUGUGCCUGCUAUCGCCACCUCAGGAGCACUCGGGCCGUGAAACCCCCGUCAGUGUGGAUUCCAUCCCUCUGGAGUGGGACCACACCGGGGACGUUGGCAGCUCUUCUUCACAUGAUGAGGAAGAGGAUGCUGCUGCCUUCUCUGCCCUGUCAGAGGUCACAGAAAUCCCAGAAUUCACAUCUGAGGUGACAAAGAAGUCUUUGGGAGAGCCUUUAGGACAGAAUUGGCACUUUCAAAACACACCUGAAGGGAAAUCCUUCCAGCUGGACUCCUCCUCACCUACACACACCAGCACUCCUUUUAAACAAGACUACGUCCAGCUGAUGUCUGAGUGCAGCGGCAGCAUUAAGAGUGUGAAGAAGGUUUCUAUGAUCCUGGAUGAUGAGGAACAGCAGGAGGAACAAGGCCUCACUGGCCUCAACACUGCAGACAAACAGUCAGGAGUGAUUGAGCGCUGGGAGCUGCUGCAGGCUCAAGCAGUGAGUAAAGAGCAGUGCAGCACCAGAGACCCCCAGCAGCUGACCUCUGACCUGCAUGACAUCACUUCCUGGCUGGAUCAUGUCACCCCUGAGCUGGACAGACUGCAGAAGCCUGAGACAUCCGUCAGUGUCGAGAUCUUAGAAGAGAGGGUCAAACAACUUAAAGAAAUGCAGAAGACAUUUGCUCGCUAUAAGACCAUGAUGCUGUCUCUGAACCUGGGUGGGCGAGAGCUGCAGCAGGGGGCUACAGGAGGAGCACCUGAGCUUCAGGAGGGUCUGCGCAGCAUGAAUCGCCGCUGGACAGAGGCUUGUGCGGGACUAGAGAGAUGGGAGGACAGUCUGCGCACCACCCUAGGACACUGUCAGGAGUUCCACGAGAUGGUCCACUCUCAACUGCUAUGGCUGGCCCAUGCAGAGAGCAGACGCUACACAGUGAACCUGAAUGACCCUUCUGUGCAGCCCUCCAUGCUUCAGGAACACAGGAACACGCUGAAGGAUCUGGCAGAGGAGCUGCAGGGCAGGCAGAAGCAAGUGAGCUCCCUGCAGGCGAUCGUCUCCGAGCUGCUUCCUGAGGCUGGUGGGGAGGACAGUGCUGAAGCUAGGGAAAAACUCCAUGUUAUUGGAAGCAAACUACGACUACUGUCACGUCAAGUCGACCAGGAUCACCAGACGAUUCAGGAGAGAUUAGAGUCCACGACUGAUGCUUCGGGAGACAGGAAAUCCACACAAUGCUCUCGGCCAAAGCGUGACCCAUCACCUCAGCGUUCGUUCUUCUAUCGGGUCCUGCGAGCGGCUUUCCCUCUGCAUCUCCUGUUCCUCCUGCUGUUGGUUCUGGCCUGCUUGGUGCCUCUUUCUGAAGACGAUUACAGCUGCACCUUUUCCAACAAUUUUGCCCGCUCUUUCCACCCCAUGUUACACUACACCAACGGUCCUCCCCCCACAUGAGUCUCUCAGCACCUCACUUUUGUCCAACCAAUAUUUGAAUGGUUGUAUUGAUGUUUUACUAUUUAUUCCCCUUUGAGAGCCAUACUACUGAGAAUUUUGUUGUUAAUGUUACAGUUGGAUGUGAUCAAAAAAAUGUCCCUUUUUUGUCACAAUGCAGUAAAGAAAAACGUCAAUCAUUGUA
Messenger RNA from Sinocyclocheilus anshuiensis, 21490 nucleotides. RefSeq names its product nesprin-2-like. Lineage: Eukaryota; Metazoa; Chordata; Actinopteri; Cypriniformes; Cyprinidae. The transcript has 102 exons. The record is from RefSeq and is a predicted model, not a curated record. Bases 1 to 21309 code for a protein of 7102 amino acids. Gene Ontology annotation, molecular function: protein binding. Gene Ontology annotation, cellular component: membrane.